AUGACGAAAUAUUUAUUGUCAGUGUUUGGUGCUUGGCCUCUUCAGAAAGUAACUACUGGUCGUAUAAUUUUAAGAACAGUUGUUGUUUUACUAGUUAUAAGUUCACUUUUACCUCAACUUUUCAGAGUAUUUACUCAAUUUAAUGAUCUUGAUGCUGUCAUUGAAUCAUCAGCAAUUGCAUUUUUACAUCUUAUAUCAAUAAUAAAUGCAAUUUAUUGUUUUUCAAACAAUGAAAUAGAAAAAAAAUUACUUAUUCAAAUAAGAAAUCUAUGGGAAUCACGAUUAUCAGAAAUUGAAAGAGGAUAUUUAGAAGUUUAUGGAAAUGCUGGAAAAAAAAUAACUCAUAUAUACGCAAUUAGUUUAUAUGGAACUGGAAUGAUAACAUUAUUAACAACAAUUUCACCAAUUUUACUUGAUAAAAUUUUACCUCUCAAUGAAACACGACCAACAGUAUUUCUUUAUCGAGCUGAAUAUUUCAUUGAUGAGGAAGAAUAUUCAAUGUUUAUAUUGAUACACUCUUGGAUUGUGACACCAUUUCAAGUCACAAUUAUCGUUGGAUUUGAUUCAUUGUAUGCUCAUUAUGUUCAACAUUUAUGCAGCUGGUAUUUAAUUGUCGGACAUAGAAUGAAAAAUAUAUCUACAGCGUUAGAUAAAAUAAAUAAAAAUAAUAAUUUAUUUGAUGAAAAUAAAAGAAUCAUUUUGUCAUUUGAAAAAUGUAUUAAUGAACAUAUUAAAGCUCUUGAAUUUACAUCGAAUAUACAAUCAAUAUACGGUACUCCACUUUUUUUUAUAAUUGGUAUUAAUAUGGUUCAAAUCAGCAUGACAGGAUGUCAUACAAUAUCAAAAAUUGGAGAACCUCAAGAAGCAGUAAGAUAUGGAUCAUUUGCUAUGGCACAAUUUGUACAUUUAUUCUUCUUAAGUUGGCCGGGCCAAAAAAUAAUUGAUCACAGUGGUGAUUUAUUUAGAUCAAUGUAAAAGAAAAAAGCUGAUUUAUUCUGAUUUAUUGUUUUUCAAUUAUUAUUUAUUUUUUAAGCUUAUUAAUUUUUUUACAUUUAGAUAUGAAACCAAAUGGUAUGAU
Aphidius gifuensis is the source of this 1078-nucleotide messenger RNA. RefSeq lists its product as uncharacterized. Bases 1 to 975 code for a protein of 324 amino acids. The transcript has 7 exons. Gene Ontology annotation, cellular component: plasma membrane. Gene Ontology annotation, molecular function: odorant binding; olfactory receptor activity. Lineage: Eukaryota; Metazoa; Arthropoda; Insecta; Hymenoptera; Braconidae. The record is from RefSeq and is a predicted model, not a curated record. Gene Ontology annotation, biological process: sensory perception of smell; detection of chemical stimulus involved in sensory perception of smell.